GAGGAAGAGGAAGAGGACUGCAUGAUGCUGUCGUGCAGAUUACUUUAUGUGCCCUCACAAAAAUGGGUUGCACGGUUUUAUGGUUCCACCCCCCCUCUCUCUCUCCAUCAAAAGAUUCCUGUUUGAUAAUAGUUUGAAAUCUAUUACUUUAAGCCGAAGCUAUCACCACUAGUCUAUCCUAGUAUUCAUAAAUCCACUACUCAUUUGCAUCAAAUUGCACAUGUGCAUCAAAAGAAACACUCACCCUCACUGGGAUAUCUCUGGAUACUUUUUCCAAAAUUCAUGAAAUUGAUUUAGUUGAAUCAGCCCUAGAUGAGGAUCAUUUUCUCUCAUUUCUUAAUAUGAAGUUUUAGUUUCCUCCCAAUAACAGGGGGUUGUGUUGGCACAUUGAUGAUGUUGGAAUUUUAUACAGAGCCUACCCAAAAAAAAAAAUUGUACAUAGAGAGAGAGAGAGAGCUCAACUGAGGGAGUUUCUUGUGGACCGGAAAUCAGGGUUUUCUUUUUCAAUAUUUUUUAUCAUUUCAUUUCAACUUAAAACGAGGAAGAUCAAGAAUAGCAUCCAGGUGCAGUAUCAUCAUAACAAAGAGAGGAGGUAAAACAGACUUGAGACUUAGGAGAGAGGAAGAGAGAGAGAGAGCAAUGGAGCUGGGGAAACAGGGCAUUGCGUCGCCUAGGGUGGUGGUGAUGGUAACAAUGGUGUUGCUGUUAGUGAUGAUAUCGGGAGUGUCUUCCGUCAGAUACAUCGUCGGAAAGGACUUUGGAUGGGCAGUCAAUGUGAACUAUACCACUUGGGCCCAAGACAAACACUUCUACCUCGGCGAUUGGCUCUUUUUCGUCUAUGAUAGGAACACGAUAAGCGUGUUGGAAGUGAACAAGACAGCCUACGAUCAAUGCAUAGAAAGUGAUCUAAUCCACAACUGGACCACUGGACAUGGAAGGGACGUCACUCCCCUCAAUGAGACCAAGCGUUACUAUUUCAUAAGUGGCAAAGGUUUCUGCUUCAGUGGAGUCAAGCUUUCCGUUCUUGUCGAAAACCCACCGCCACCUCCAUCGUCGACUCCUCCGCUGAAACAAACGAGCGGAUCUGCUUCAUCUACGUUGAGUAGUAACAGAGGCCAUUACCACAUUGUUUUACCAGCUGCGUUCGCCAUAGCUGCCCUUUGGGACUCUUUCCUCCGUUUCUGCUAGGUAUAAUAAAACUGAGCCAGUCUUCAUCACUUUUCUAUCGAUUGAGAAUCUGUGUUUGUCCAACCCGCAAUCCAUGGCGGUUCUUGUAGUAAUCCCGGUGUGUUUCGAAUUACAAUGCACUGGCAGUUUUAAAAUUGAGAUUUAGAUUUUCAAAUAGCGUUGUUGCAGUCGUGUGCUUGCUUAGUUGCUGAUGUCCUUAGUUGAGACCUCAACCCUUUACACCUUUCUACCCUCUUGGAGGAAGGAUCUAAGUGCUCAUGCCUCCAUGGGAUGGGUCAGAAACCAUGUGAGCAUCUAUCAAAGUGAUAAUAAAAGUAAAUGGGAGUUGGUUAGUUAGAAGGGAGCGUGGCCCUUACACCAUCGCAUGGCCAAUGGAAGUAAUAAUAGAAGCAUCAACAUGGAUAAAAUUUUCACCUUUUAUAAGGGGGUAGGGUUGUCAU
Macadamia integrifolia is the source of this 1628-nucleotide messenger RNA. Its product is annotated as lamin-like protein. Gene Ontology annotation, molecular function: electron transfer activity. The transcript has 2 exons. Lineage: Eukaryota; Viridiplantae; Streptophyta; Magnoliopsida; Proteales; Proteaceae. Bases 640 to 1188 code for a protein of 182 amino acids. Gene Ontology annotation, cellular component: plasma membrane. The record is from RefSeq and is a predicted model, not a curated record.